Molecule: messenger RNA, 5357 nt
Organism: Conger conger (European conger)
Lineage: Eukaryota; Metazoa; Chordata; Actinopteri; Anguilliformes; Congridae
Gene: map2
Product: microtubule-associated protein 2
Exons: 21
Coding region: 262-5322 (1686 amino acids)
Biological process (GO): neuron projection development; microtubule cytoskeleton organization
Cellular component (GO): neuron projection
Molecular function (GO): microtubule binding
Source: RefSeq, a predicted model, not a curated record
GCGCCGAGAGGUAGUUUUGCAGCGGACCAGUUACGUCGAACAGGUCUGUGAGCAUUUUCUAAUCCUCUGUGCUGAACUGAAGCUCCCAUCUCCUGUAGAAGGUGUGAUUCAGAGACUGCAUCUCACUUCCUCCUGACUCGUCUGUGCCCUGACUCUCUGAGGGACGCUAAUCUUUGGCUGAACAGGCCAGCGUUCACCCCUGGGAGCUCCAGCACACUUUUUCAGUCAGGAGAGAACCCGGCCCCCCCUCCCCCGGUCACCAUGGCAGAUGGUCGGCAGCCCGAGGACAGUGCCCCGCACUGGGGCCCCCCAGGGGCCCAGGACCCGGCGCCCCCUCCCGGCCACAGUGAGAACGGCUACUCCUCCUACCGGGCCUGCCAGCCGGGCGGGGCCAACCCGGUCACCGCCCCCUACUCCGCCGCCAAGGAAAACGGCUUCAACGGGGACCUGUCCGCUGGGCACGCGGUGACCGCAGAGCAAGUGUCUGCGCGUAUAGUGCAGGAGGUGACGGCUGAGGCAGUGGCGGUGCUGAAGGGGGAACAGGAGCCGCGUCAGGAUACUGCUAAGAGGCUUCCGUCAGGAGUCGAGGACUCCGCCAACCUGCCCCCGUCCCCUCCCCCCUCUCCUGCCGCGGAGCACUUUGGACCCCUGGAGCCAGACGUAGAGGGUGAGGAGAAGGCAGUCCCUCUCCGACGCUUCCAAAAUUCUCGGGAGAGGUGCAAGUUCCUCGCCCCCUCCAUCUCGGUGUCUGUGCCUGACGAUGACCCCUCCCACUCUGACGAGGAGUACUAUGAGCACCCCUUAUUCAGCCCAGAGUGGAGUCGGCACGGUUCUCGCCCGUCGGGCCAAGCCGUCCCGUUUAGACAGAUCGAAGAAGAAGAGGCCGUAGAGGCUGUUACAGCGGCUGACGAGGAAGAGGAGAUUCCAGCGGAUGCUGCAGCUCUUGAGAAGCAAGAGCAGCAGAGCAGUGGGGAGGAGUCUGAGCAGGGGCCUCAGGAGGAGCUCUUAGAGCAGGCAGAGGUCUUAGGCGAGGCCCAGGGUCAGCCAUGUCUGCAGGCCGAGACAGCUAGCGCGUACGCAGAGGCCCCCAAUGGAACGGGCCACAAGGCCCUGUUGGAAACGUGCGAUCAGGAAGCCCUGAAGAUGGAGGUCGGGAGGCCAAGCAGUGAGCAGGCCCCUCCCACUAGCCCAGACAUCCUUGGACCGGGUCAGUGGUCCAUCGCCCAAAGCCCCGUGUUCCUCUCGCCGGAUUUGGCUGCGGAAACCGAGGACCAAAAUGCUCCCAGGACCACCGCUGAGAAGCAGCCCUCUGUGGAGGUGCUGGAGACCAGCAGCCUCGUCGCCUCGCCUAGCUACACAGGCCGCCAAACUGAAGGUGAUAUGGGAAUGUAUGGAAAGCCGGCUAUGCCUGGAGGGCCGGGGAGUGAGGAGGUGAAAGUGGCCUGCCAGCCUGCACCCUCGAAUAACAAAGGAAAGGAAGAGAGUGCUGCUGUGGGGGGGCAGAAGCUGCACUCAGACAUUGUUGACCUCUCGGGCACUGUGGACAAAUCCGGAAUGUCCGCUUACUUUGAGACCUCGGCUCUGAAGGAAGACGAAAGGGGGAUCCAGGGUGAGGGUUACUACGAGCUGAGUGACGCCAGAGAGAAGACCUUGGAGAGUGCCCCCCCGUCUGCCGAAAUCGGCUAUAGUACCUUGGCGCAGACACAGUCCCUGGAGGACAAAAUGGAGGCCAAGAAGAGUCCGGCAGAUGAGCUACAUGCUGUCCCGCAAGGGGAGCGAACAGACGACUUCAGGCUCUCACCAGGGAAGCUGUCCCUGGAGCAGAGGAGCUAUUCGCUCAACAUCCAAAUCGGGGCUAUGAGCCAGGGGGGCAUCCAGGGCCGAGGGCCCAGGAACUUCUCCCCACUAGCCACUGACAUUUUGUCCUUCCCCAGCGGGGGCGGUCUGGAGUCCACCGACUACCUUCCAGUCUCAACCCCUUGUGUGGAGAAGCAGCCUAUGUUCCCACCCCCCAUCAUGGAAACCACUGCCUCUGUAACCACCCCGCCUUCUUCGCCGCCUGCGGCGGUGACCAGCCCAAAGACCGGCCCCCAGAUGGAGUCGCCAGAGUCACCUGUGCCUGCAAGGUUCUCCUGCAAGAACGGGGCAGCGAUAGCGCCCGACCUCCCAGAGAUGCUGGACCUGGCUGACGCCCAGUCGAGACGGACAUCUGACAGCACCGACCCGGAGGCCGUGAGGAGGAAGUCUGACGUCCCCACCCUCACUGCAGAGUCCCUGGCCCAGAUGGGCCUGGUCGAUAAGGGCCAAAAGGUUGCAAAGAGGGAGAGCCAGCUGGAUGACCUUGGGUACUGUGUCUUCAAUGAGUACUCUGGCCCAAUGCCCUCACCUGCCGACAUUCAGAGCCCAAUGCAGUCCCCCCACCAAAUGUUUCCCACCAUGUUGUCCGAGGAGGGGUCAGAUGUGGGGCUCAUGGGGUUGCAGGCCCCACAUGUAGGGGUGAAAGGACACGAAGCUGAGCUAGUGGCAAAAGAUGUAAAGGAUUUGAAUCUAAAGGCUGGGGUCACUGGUGACACCAAGGAGCAGACCAUUUCUGGUCAAUUGCUUUCUGAAGACACCCGAUCUCUCCUGCCAGUCACAUCCAGCCCCGAGCCCCUUUCUCCCCCGAAGGUGACUGUCACCCUUGAGGGGACAAAAUCAGAGAAGGAGAUAGAGGAAGAGGAGGAAAUGGCUGCUUAUGAGCGUAAAAUCCACAAGUUGGAGACAGAGAACAGGCCACUGAGUGUGGAGGAGGAGCGUGAGCUGCAGGAGCUGAGGGAGAAGGUGAAGGAAAAGCCGGACCUGGUGCACCAGGAGGCCUACGAGGAGGUGGAUGCAGAGGAUGUGUACCAGCUCACUGGAGUGGCGAAAGAUAGAAUCGCACGUCCAAUCAGACCCUCGCCGGCCUCAUCGGUGGAGAGCACCACAGAAGAAGAGAAGGCUGGCAUUCACGAACCACAGAAGCCCCGGCAGGAAGAUUUGGUCACACCAAAAGUAGGGCCUCCUGCAGUCCGCACCUCUGAAGGGAAACCCCCAGAGGUUGUCAGCAAGCCGGUCACCACGACAGUCCAGGGAGGGUCUACGGAGGAUGAGGAGGACCAUGCGGCACUGGCUGAGGAGCUGGAGAUAGUCAUGGAGGAUAUCAAAGCGCCGGUUGGGAAAGAGCGGGAGAAGCUCACAGGGGAGAAGGAAGAAGGGGCGAGGGCGGCCGCCGAUGAGCCACUGGAACCCCGCGCCGCCAUUGAGUCGGUGGUCACCGUGGAGGACGACUUCAUCACCGUGGUGCAGACCAUCGAUGAGGGGGAGCAGCCGGGACACAGUGUACGCUUCUCAGCUCCGCCUGAGGUGGACCAGUCACAGGUGCCUCGGGAUGAGGAGGAAGAGGAGGAGUCUGUCGAGCUGGCACAGGAAGCAGAGCUGGAGGAAGGCAGUCUGGAGGAGAUCCUGGAUAUACCAGAACCCCCUGUGGCCCCUGUGGCACCCAAAGUCCCAGUCUCACCUGCAAAAGCAUUGGCGCCAGAAAGUGAGCACCGCACGGUGACCUAUGAUGACUACAAAGAUGAGACCACCAUUGAUGACUCCAUCUUAGACACAGACAGCGCCUGGGUGGAUACUCAAGAUGAUGAUAGGAGCAUCAUGACAGAAAAAAUCGAACCCCUCCCAAAAACAAGUCCCGUCAAAAAAAGUCCCGUCAAAAAGCGGCCUACGGAAAAGGAUAAGCGGGUGAAGGAUAAGGUCGUAGGUCGCGCAAAAGCCCGUGUGUCCACUCCCGACCGCCGAUCCACCCGCAAGGAGCCCAGCUCCACCCCUAGGGACGAGAUCAAGAAGAAAAAAGCUGUGAUUAAGAAGUCUGAAUUUACUAAAACCACAGAAAGUCAGGCGCGCUCUCCCAUCCGGAAAAGCGUGUUAAAACCUGCGGCCAGGCAGCCCAGGCCUGCCCAGCUCCAUGGCUGUGCUAAACGGAAACCUACAGGUCCUGAAAGCCGGCAGCCCCUCAGUGUGGCUCGUCAGUCUCGGGACAGAAUCGCAAGCCCCGCCCCCUCCACACAAACAAAGAUCCCCACCUGUAAGGUUCGGGUAGUGCCCCCCCAGUCCCCCCGCCCGAGCUCCGCCUGCUCCCUCCCUAAAUCGAGCCCACUGGUGGAGGCCCGGCCCUCCUCUGCUGGCCCACUCCACUCCCCCACUCAGCACAGUCUCACAGACAAGGAUGGAAGCUCACGGAGCCCUGAGAAGAGGUCCUCCCUGCCCCGCCCUGCCUCCAUCUUGACACGGCGAGCUGACCCUGCGGAGCGUGAUGAGACCUCCACCACCGCCCCCCGCCGGCCCACCUCGUUCCGCACUGAGGGCAGGUCGGGCCGCCGGUCCAGGCGCACCCCGAGUGUGACAGGCACGGAGUCCGCCCGGUCCCGUUCGGCCCGCAGCGGCUCCUCCCCGCCCUACACGUCCGGCUCGGCCCCCAUCACCCCCGGCACCCCGCCCAGCUACUCCUGCCGCACGCCGGGCACCCCCGGCACGCCCCGCUCCCUCAGCCUGCUGUCCCAGGAGAGGAAGGUGGCCGUCAUCCGCACGCCGCCCAAGUCCCCCGCCACCGCGUCCAAGCAGCUGCGCGUGCUCAACCAGCCGCUGCCCGACCUGAAGAACGUCCGGUCCAAGAUCGGCUCCACGGACAACAUGAAGUACCAGCCCAAAGGGGGCCAGAUUCAGAUUUUAAACAAGAAGCUGGACUUCAGUCAUAUACAGGCAAAGUGUGGCUCCAAGGAUAACCUGAAGCACUCUCCCCGUGGUGGCAAUGUUCUUAUCCCAAGUGUAAAGCUGGACUUUAGCCACAUUCAGUCUAAGUGUGGCUCCCUGGACAAAAAGGAGCAUGCGGCAGGCGGAGGAAACGUGCAAAUCCAGACAAAGAAGAUUGACCUGAGUCAUGUGACCUCCAAAUGCGGAUCUUUGGACAACAUCCGCCAUCGACCAGGUGGUGGACAUGUGCGCAUAGAGAGCGUGAAGCUGGAGUUCAAAGAGAAAGCCCAGGCCAAGGUGGGCUCCCUGGAUAACGCCCAGCAUAUCCCCGGGGGCGGGAACGUGCAGAUCGAGAGCGAAAAGCUUCAGUUCCGGGACGCGGCCAGGGCACGCGUGGACCACGGGGCCGAGAUCGUGACGCAGUCGGUCAGCGCUCUGACCCCGACGCACUUCAGCAACAUCUCGUCCUCGGGCAGCAUCGACCUGCUGGAGUCCCCGCAGCUGGCCACGCUGGCCGAGGACGUCACCGCCGCACUGGCCAAGCAGGGCCUGUGAGCGCCCGGUCCAGGCCCCCGCGCCGCCCAGCCACC